GUCGGUAUGAGACGGAAGAGAUUCAAUUCGAAAAGAAACCAGGAGGGGACCCCAUUGAACAGAAGAGAAGAAAUGAGAAGGUGCCACGUGUAAGAGGCGCCCACACAUCCAUACCGUACUCAGGAGGAAGUUAGCACGCAUGAAGAGCCAGGCAAGCAGCGAGCCAGGUUGAUGAAGAGACAUGUUUUUUCGAUUUUGAUGUUUUCAGACAAAGAAAGAAACACAAUUGGAAAACGCAGCAGCAACAAAACAUAAAGAAAAGCUGGUUCUUCUCUUUCUGUUUCUUCUUUACUCUCUCUCUUCUUUGUUGCCUUUUGUGUUUCAGAAAACGGUCGUCACUCAUCAGGAACAUUCCCAAUCUCUCUUUUUCUUCCUGGGCUGCUUCGAUUUUUCUAUUCUUUCGGCCAAUAUACACGAUUUAUGUAUUUUGAAGAUAUAUAUUGACCUGAAAGGCGUCAUCUUGAUCGUUUGAAUCUAUGGAACAACUCGUGAACUUCAUCAUCCGGCCGCCAAGAGCUGAAUAUGACCCAAAAAGUGAUUUAUUGGAACAAGAGUUCAUGCUCAAAGGAAAAUGGUAUCAACGGAAGGAUGUAGAGAUAAAAAAUAGCCGGUGUGAUGUUCUUCAAUGCAGUCAUUACAUGCCCAUUGUCAGUCUUGAAGAAAAGCCUCUGCCGUGCGUAAUAUAUUGCCAUGGGAACAGUGGAUGCAGGGCGGAUGGCAGUGAAGCUGCUAUAAUUCUUCUCCCUUCAAAUAUUACAGUUUUUACUCUGGAUUUCUCAGGAUCUGGACUUUCUGGAGGGGAGCAUGUUACUCUAGGCUGGAAUGAAAAGGAUGAUCUGAAGGCUGUGGUUGAUUAUCUACGGGCUGAUGGAAGUGUCUCUUUGAUUGGCUUAUGGGGCCGCUCCAUGGGUGCUGUGACUAGCCUUAUGUAUGGAGCUGAGGAUCCUUCAAUUGCUGGGAUGGUUUUAGACAGUCCCUUUUCUGAUUUGGUUGAUUUGAUGAUGGAACUGGUUGAUACAUACAAAGUCCGUCUGCCAAAGUUCACUGUGAAAUUUGCAAUCCAGUACAUGCGGAGAGCAAUCCAGAAGAAGGCAAAAUUUGACAUAAUGGACCUGAACACCAUCAAGGUGUCAAAGUGUUGUUUUGUCCCUGCUUUACUAGGGCAUGCCGAUGAUGAUGGUUUUAUACGUCCUCAUCAUUCAGAUCGUAUAUUUGAGGCUUACAUGGGAGACAAAAACAUAAUUAAAUUUGAGGGAGAUCACAACUCCCCACGUCCUCAGUUUUACUUUGACUCCAUAAACAUAUUUUUUCACAAUGUCUUGCAACCUCCAGAGGAUAAGGUUGGGGAAUCAUUUUUUGAUACUGUGAAUGAUUACUUUGGCAAGGGUAGUUGGAGAUCUUUGAAUGAAGUAGGAUAUGACGAGUCCUCAUCAUCAGAACACAAAGAACCAUCAGCAAGCAGUACGGCAGAUGCCAUUAAACAAGUCCGUUCAAAAAGACCAAUGAGCAGGAUGGAGGUUCCAUCUGAUAUUUCUUCAAAAGAUGAACAUUGUGAACGUGAGGUUGAGAAAUGCAAUGAUGAUCUCUCCUCAUCGUCUUCCAACAUGAUUAGCUUUGAACUGUCGAAUGGCAAUCCCUAUGGACCCCAUGUUCCAACCUCAUGGGAAGAUGACCAAUAUGUGGAAUAUGCACUUGAUGACCUGACAGGUUUUCCAUCUAGUGCGAAGGAGGAAGAAAGAAUGUUCAUGGAAGCCGUGAUUGAGUCACUCAAAGACAUGGAAAUAAGAAAUCCCCAGGCAGAGGAAUCACCCAAAGACAUGGAAAUAAGAGAUCCCCAGGCAGAACAAGUACCACCCGGAGUUAGUACUGUGCCUGCAGGGCCAUCGGAAAAAGAAGGUAUGGGGGCUUCUUCACAAGAUCUCUCAAGGUCCGUAGGGACCUCUUCCUUUUCAAUCAAGCCGAAAGCUGAAUCAAUUUCGAGUCAAGACCCGGCCACUGAACCAAGUUUGUCACCAGGGGCAGCAGCAAUUGAUAGUUCACCAGCCAAUGACUCAUCCCCGAACACAAGUGUUUCUUCUUUUAGUAGUGAUAGUGUUGCUAGUGUACCAAGUUCAUCUGACACCGACGUAUCACACAAUACCAAGGCCACAUUAACCGUUAAAAAGAAUAGUCAAGCAGGUCAUGUUAUGGAUGGCGUGAUGCGUCGUUGGGAUUUCAAUUUUUUCCGGAACAGUAAUAGUAAAUGAGCUGAGAUGCUCUCUCCAUGGUUGAUUUUACAUUGUUACUGUAACUACAAAACGUCAAGGUUUGUAACAAUGGUGCCCAGAGAAAUAGGUUGCUUGUGUGCAAAGUUAGUUUGCUUAGAUUCA
Prosopis cineraria is the source of this 2369-nucleotide messenger RNA. RefSeq lists its product as uncharacterized. The coding region runs from base 477 to 2246 and encodes 589 amino acids. NCBI's taxonomy places the organism in Eukaryota, Viridiplantae, Streptophyta, Magnoliopsida, Fabales, Fabaceae. The record is from RefSeq and is a predicted model, not a curated record. The transcript has 14 exons.